CGCUUCGAUCUAGGCGUCACCAGACAAGCCUUUGCUGGCACUUCGGCGUACCCAUUCCUGCUCAAAGAGAAGAACUCAUAGACAAAAUAGAAUCAGCAAGAAACAUCAAAGCCGUUCUAUUUAUCAACUCGGAUGACUGAUCUAAGUGACCGACCACCAAGAGGUGUUCUUACGAGCAGAAAUUGUGUAGAGGUUCGUAAGUUCAUUUGAAUGGUAAAUGUUAUCCUCCAGUGGCAUGGCAAUUUUGCUUGAAGCUAAAGCCAAAUUUGGCUUCAAGCUCUUAAAAUCGAAAUGCAAAUCUCCAGAUGCAUUGUCAGGGAGAGAGGACCUACGACUUGAAGGAAAGAAGACAAACAUGAAGCAAGCUACAAAACAAACAAAAUAAGAUUUGAGGAACCAUGGAGAGAAGAAACAACAAAUGGGCAAGUGUCUGAGAUGGGGUGUUUCCGACACAUGGGGGCCAUCACCGGAGCUGAAAUAGUACCAGGAAAAGAUUCUGAGAACAUCCGACUGACCAUGGUGAUGAUGUCAACCUCGGUGUUCUUUGUGUGUGCCAAGUCAGUGAAGGUUCAACCAAGUGAACAUUCUGUUCCAUUUCAUAUGAUUGCCGGGGAACCUGAGCAAGUAUGGAUAGCCCCAAGAAAUGGCCAACCCUGCGAAGGAAGAAGUACAGGAAGACAUCAGAGUGAGAGAUUUGUGGGGGGAGGAAGGCACAGAGAUGUCAAGUGGGAGAAUGGAAUUAUUGUGCUUCUUCUCACCUCACCUUGUGUUAAAAACGCAAGCAAGAAGGAGUAUGAACAGCACUGGAACUUCCUUUUUCUUCACUCCGAACCUGCUCAGGUACGCAGAGUAUCAUCCCUACCAAAUGAAGCACCGCAACCACCAAACGUGGGAACUGAGAAAAGGAUUCGAGCAGAACUAGUGCCUUUUUUCCUUGGCCUCUACUCCACUUUCUUUCUCAGUUCAGCUGCAUAAAACACUAUAAAGUCACU
Molecule: messenger RNA, 992 nt
Organism: Musa acuminata subsp. malaccensis (wild Malaysian banana)
Lineage: Eukaryota; Viridiplantae; Streptophyta; Magnoliopsida; Zingiberales; Musaceae
Source: RefSeq, a predicted model, not a curated record